AUGCCUUCCGGAUUCCCCAACUUUCGCCAAAUCCCAUCUAACCUCGAGGUCGUGAUGGCCAAUCGACAAGCUGCUCUGUUGAAGAAGGACGCUAUGAAAGAUGCCACCGACGACGAUUCACAAAGCAUGGCUAGCAGUGACACGCUGGUGAACAAGAGCAAGUCGAACAAACCGGGGUUCUCGUCGGGAUGGAAGCGAAUGUGGUUAUUGACUCAAGAACGAGUGCUUAAGUAA
Molecule: messenger RNA, 234 nt
Organism: Talaromyces marneffei
Lineage: Eukaryota; Fungi; Ascomycota; Eurotiomycetes; Eurotiales; Trichocomaceae
Exons: 2
Coding region: 1-234 (77 amino acids)
Source: RefSeq, a predicted model, not a curated record